Molecule: messenger RNA, 965 nt
Organism: Cryptotermes secundus
Lineage: Eukaryota; Metazoa; Arthropoda; Insecta; Blattodea; Kalotermitidae
Exons: 5
Coding region: 68-490 (140 amino acids)
Source: RefSeq, a predicted model, not a curated record
UGCAUGCUACAACAUUGAUUGAAUGAAAAUCGUGGUGGUGGUUUAUGUAGGCAUAUAGUAGACAGAAAUGGAAUUAAGUCUGUAUGUGAUAUUGUGCACAUUAUAUUUCGCAGUUCUUAUACAGAAGUCCGAAAGUAAAGAAUGUCUGCAAAAUGGACUGACUUGCCCUCCAGAGUGUUGCAUGGAUUUAGAAAAUAUUUCGUCAUGCUGCCAUCCACACAGGCCCAUAUAUGAAAUAGAUGACAGACAAGUAAUGGCAGUGGGGCUGACUGUCAUCUGUUCCUGCCUGGUGCUCACGGUAACCAUUGUCAUUUGCUGCUUCUGGUAUCGAUGCCCCCUGUACAAUACUUGCCGUGUAAACUACACCCAAGGUCACAUCAUUGCAUACCCUAAAGAUGAUGACCCUCUGAACUCCAUCAUGCCACCUGAUGACGGGCAGAAUCAUUAUUCACCAAAUGCUGUGAAGAUCAAGCCAGUGGAGGAUGUGUGACUCCUCUGUACUUCAGAUACUCUUUUUCUGCUCAGAGACAAAGACUUCAUACAGUGACCAGAUAGCUUAACCUGUAAGCCACCAAGAACCUCUCUUAUAACAUUUCUUUUUAACUACAGAACUUUGUUCUUAUUUAUGACAUUCAGAGAGUCAAUUGAGGGUAGCCUAUGUUGCCAUGACUAAUGUGUUCGCUGUGAUAUUUAUAUUUCAUAUCAAGUUUUGACAGUGUACCUAUUUUAAUCAAUGCAUAGAUGUAGCUUUAGUUUUUUUAUCACCUUUUCCAAAAUUUCAUACCAUUUCUGUUAGAUCUCAUUUUAAGUAAGUAUUAAUCAUGCGAUGUGUCUGUAUAUACCAAAGGUGUGUCUAGAAUUUGAAAUUGUUUGGCUUAAUGAACACAUUGAAAAUUUCAGAUAGGAUUUGCCAGGUGAAGUUGGAGCCAGUGUUGCCAUAUACAUAUACAGGGUGUCCCAGGAGG